UCGAUAUCGCAGACCUCCUGCAGAAUGCGCAUGCGUGCGCAUGCGCACUUACUACAUGUAUGCUAUUCUGACAUGUAUGGCUAUCUGACAGAACACCGGAACGUUUCGGAUUCCAGGUUAAAUCAGGAUCUAUGACUAAUUUAAGGAGAAACGUUUGAAACUGGAAAGCAGACAUGAUGACGGUCUGCUAAGAAACCUAAAGUGUGAGGAAGAGGAGCGUGAUGAAGGUCUGACACGACGCGAGCGCCGGGAGAUUGAAGAAUCAUGUCGUGUCACAAAGGAUCACGGAGUCAGAGCUGAGCGGUGGAGGCAGCGUGGUGCUGCGGGGGGAGAUGGUGGCCGGGUUACGCAACGCUGAGAGCUGACGGCGGCGUAGAGCGUUUAGCAUCAUGAAGCGGAAAGUAGGACACGGAGGAAGAGGAGCGGGGAGGAAGAGGAGCAGGGAGGAAGAGGAGCAGGUUUCUGAUGAAGGUCUGAGCGGGAGAAACUGCAGGAAGAAACAUUUAAUCCGAAAAAUAACAACAAUUAUUUAAAACCCGAAGGACUAAAAUGUCAGAAUGAGAUUUUAUGAAAAAGCUUUGUAAUAAUUAGUUUUCAUUAGAGCUGAAGCUCCAACCCAGCAGGACGGCGUCGCCCUCUGGUGGCUCCUGCAGGGGGCGCUGACCUGCGGAGGCCCCACCAGCUUCACGGGGAGAAGAAGGUGAAGGUGGUGCGCCUGUCGGAGCUGAUCUCCGUCCUGAGGCUUCCUCCCAACGCCGAGGCCUGCCACCUGGACAACAUGUCCACGUUUUGUGUGGAGACCGAGGACAGGACCCUGGUGUUCGCCGCCCCCAAAGAUGACUGCGUGGAGUGGGUGGACAAGCUGUGUCACAGCAGCUUCCAGAGGGAGAAAAGUUCUGGAUCCAGUCGGGUCCACAUGGAGGAGAACCAGAUUUAUGCCUCAGCAGACGAAGCCCCUCAGUUCUGGGUGGUGAUUCAGAAGAACGACGCAGCGACGCGAUGCGGCCUGCAGGGGUCGUACUGGCUGCAGUUGGAACAACAGUCGCUGCUGCUGAGAGACACAAAGAAGAAGACGAAGGUGAUGGAGUGGCCCUACGAACUACUGCGGCGAUACGGCCAUGAUAAGGUGUCCCUCACCGUAGAAGCAGGACGGCGCUGUGAAUCCGGUCCUGGAACCUUCUGCUUUGAGACUCAGCAGGCUGACAAGCUCUUCAACCUGAUCCAGAGUAACAUCAAGCGAAACGCUCUACCUGCUGCUUCUGGAUCCCAGAGCCAAGACACGGAGAAAGUGCUUGUCACCAACAUUCAACCUCAUUCCCCUCUACCCAAAAUCCCUGACCUGACCAACAUGGCUGACAUCCUGGAGAACAAGCUGAGGAUGCAGGACCGGAGAUCCCCGGUGUUUGACAACAUGGCAAAGGGUCUGGAUGAUUCGGUUGGUCCGUCAGAAGGUUCUCCUGCUCCGAUCACCUUGAUGCCGCUUCCAUCGAUCCCUACACUGGACGGUCCCUCCGGAGACAAACUCAAGAGCCAAUCCAACGCCAUAUAUGCUGAUCCAAAUGACUGCGGCCCGUUUAUUGUGGUACCCAAACUAGCCACCGCUCAGUACAUCGACCCGGCGAAGGUCCUUCCUCUGAAGCCACCGAUCUCACUGGACCCUGACGCUGCUCUUCCCAACACCUCAGACUCAAAUCCCAACGCGAAGGCCGACGUUCCAGACUCGGUUUACUCAGAGGUUUACGACAAAAUCAGCCCAGACAAGAACAAGCAACCCGUUCUACAGAACGCAACAAAAUCAUCCGAUGAACCCAUUUACUCUGAACCCGUCUCCAGAAAAGAGUCGGACUGCCAGAAGCCUGAACCCAAACCCGACCCGUUCGCACACCUCUACGCUCAGGUCUGCAAAGCACCAACGUCAAGUAGGAACGCGGCGCCUGUCACCACGACAACGACUUCCUCAACCGCGACGGGUUCUUCGACGUCCAGAGAGGAACCUCUGGACGAUGUCAUCUAUGAGAACCUGGGCAUCAUUUAAAUCACCUGGUUCCACCAAACCUGGAAUCUGAAACUCGAGACUUUUUCAGUUUUCUUGGCUUUAUGUAAAUAAACCAGAUUUAUUCUGCUGGGAUGUGAAUAUGUGAGCGACUCGCCAGUCAGGACUUGACCUGCAUUGGAUCCUUUUUAACACAUUAAAUAUUUUCAUUUUAA
This is a messenger RNA of Poecilia reticulata (guppy), 2208 nucleotides long. RefSeq names its product docking protein 1a (gene dok1a). Gene Ontology annotation, cellular component: cytoplasm. The record is from RefSeq and is a predicted model, not a curated record. Gene Ontology annotation, biological process: positive regulation of MAPK cascade; cell surface receptor protein tyrosine kinase signaling pathway; Ras protein signal transduction. Lineage: Eukaryota; Metazoa; Chordata; Actinopteri; Cyprinodontiformes; Poeciliidae.